AUGUCGAUCCUUCUGGACCCGCGACUGCAGCCGCCUCCUGUGAUCGGUGGCCGGUACACGAGCCGGUUCCACCUUGGCUCCUUGGACUCCCCCUUGCCUCUCUUUGACUUGAGGGGAUUUGCCUGUGAGAUUCGAAAUCUGCCUGAGGGAUGCAAGUUUCCGCUCACUGGAUAUGACUUGGUCGUCCUGACCACAGAGCCACUUUCGUUGGAGGUUGAUGGUCUCUCUUGGUUGGCCACUCCGCCUGUUUGCGAUCAUUUCGUGGCACAGGUGGUUGAUGUUUGUGCUGGCCUUGGGGCUACUACGAUGGGGGCGCAAUUCAUGGGUGCUCGUGUUCUUGCGCACUUCGAGUGCAAUGGGCUUUCUUUGCGGCAUCUUCGCCGGAACUCCAAUGCUCCGGUGCUUGACGGGAACCUUUGCAGUGACUCGGAUUUGAAGAGAUUUCAUCAGAUGUUAGAUGGUCAGCUUUUCACUCUUUUUGCUGGGUUCCCCUGUCAACCAUACUCUGAUCAGGGUUCCCAGUGUUCGCAGAGGGACCCUCGCUCAGCUGUGUACUGGGCUGUUCUGCGGUGCAUCAUGUUACUGCAAGCUCAAUCAGUGGUGUUGGAGUGCACGCCAGCUGUCUACUCGGAUCCGGACAUCCAGGCUGGCCUCUCUCAAGUGGAAGCCACUCUUGGCUGGCAAGGCCACCAGUUGAUCUUUGACUUAGACCAUGAAGCUGAUCUUCAGCUGACCCGUGCCGAAUUGGCAGCGUAUGGUAAUCCAGCCUUCGGCAGUGAUCGACGACUAGCCACUCUGGAUGAUACCAUGCCUACGGUUCUCCAUUCUUAUGGUUGCGCUCUUCAAGGUUGCUUUUGCGGGUGCAGAGAUCGUAGCUUUGCUUUGUCUUCACUACAGACCAAAGGACUUCGAGGCAUCCUGGUCAUUUCCGAAGCUCAUUUACAGCCUCGUUUUUUGCACCCAGUUGAGUUGUCGUCUUUGCUCUCCAUUCCUCCGGAUCAACAUUGGGAGUCACAGCCGAGACAGUCGCUUUGUUUGCUUGGACAGUCCGCUGCACCACUGCAAGCGUUGUGGAUGUACUCUCAUCAAGCGAAUGCAGCCGCCUCUCAAUUUGGGCAUUCUCGGAUUGAUCCUCUAGCUUUGGUUCAUCAGUACAAAAUUGCCUUGUGCAAGCAGAUUCGACAGACUGUCCCUUGGGCUUAUCCAGAACGUCCUAUCUUGAAGGAAGGCAUGGUUACGAUGGGCCAGUUGCUCAAGGCCGAAUCCAUUUCGCUGGGUUGGGGAGAAACAAUGUGUUGUCACUCCAUGCAUGGCCAAAUGUCCCAGGACAUGGUGAUUGAUGAAGAGAUUCCAGUUCAGCUCUGGAGUCAUCCCAAGCGGCAGGCGAAACCACAGCCUGCUGGGUUGGUUGCAGUUGGCAUCCAACAUGACAACCAGUUGUAUAUCUCUUGCGUGCCCUAUGGUUCGUUUAUGUUUGAGGCUUUGGCGGAGCAUUCCCUGCACAUGGUGCUGUGGCUGGUCGACGAGGAUGGCAGGGUAUAUGGGCGUGACUAUCGGAUUUGGUCCACUUUGCGGCUUUCGACUUUGUCGCCUGGUUCUUUUCCAUCCCCCUCGCCUUUGCCUUGUACUUCAUUGAUGGAUCAACAAGCUUGUGGGGCAAGUGUGAAUCAGGAGGUCGGAUUGUCAGGCCAUACGGUGUGGCAUGCAAUGUGUUCCAUGUGCAGAUCUUCGGAUUUGAUCGAUCAUGAGACUUUGCUGCACCUUCAUCCUGAGCUUCUUCAUCAUUUGUUAGCGGACUCUCUUUCGCCUGAUCGUGUUCGAGUGUUGCGGCACCUCUGGGCUUGCAGUCAGGGACUGGCGGUUGGAUGUUUUUCAGCUCAUGGGCAUUGGGCGGUGUUAUGUGGUCGCCAAGACGAGACGGAAAUUCGCUGGACUUACUAUGAUGGUUUGCCAGGACAUUUGCUAAACACCGCUUUGCUCUUGGCGCAAAAGUUGUCGGCUAUCUUUGAGCUCACCUUUGUCGAUUUGCAUGUUGGGUCUUUGAUUCCUCAAGCUCACGGCUUCACUUGUGGGGCAGUGGCAUUGGCUCAUGCCUUGAGUUCCAAGAAUCCUUGGCAGCGCCUCAAAGCCACAGCUUCCAAGCCUACGAUUCAAUUCAAGUUUCUCAAGCCUCAUGAGCUGGCUGCCUACAUCGAGCAACAGGAAGCACAGCCCUUCUUGGACAAUCCUCGAUCAAUCAGUGUGGACGCAUUGGGUCUGCUGAUCACAAGCGAGAUUGAUGGUGCAUCAUCCGGCUCCCGUAAGGUCUUCCGGGAUGAGAUUGAGUCGGACUGGGCUUCGGUUGUCGACUCGCCGAUCAAGUUCGUCGCGCCAGCUGACCAAGCUGUCUGCUUCACUGCCUUCCUCAGGGUGAUCAAGCCAUUAUUGCAGCAUUUGUUGGCCAGUGUGACUGAUGGCAUUUACUUUGAGCCUAGAUCCUCUACUGCUACGGGGCCUGAUCCUGAGUUUGUUUUGCUGUGGUUGGGCUCCAUUCCGAAGCAUGAUGCGGUUCACAAGCUCCGUACCAUGGGCAAUGUGGUUGGCCUGGUUAGGAUGCAGAUGAAGUUUGGCCUCCGCGUGAGAGCCUCGGAUGCCGAAAAGGUACACAAAGAAUUGAGACCUCAGGUACCUUUUCAUUUGGGUCGCCCUACGUUGACUUUUCGAGUUCAUCCUCUGCCGCAUGGCUUGGAUCGCCGGGGAGUUGAGAAAAUCUUGAAGGAAUGGGCCUGGAAGGCUAGGCCAUUGCAGCCAACCAAAGGCACUGCUUUGGGUGGAGCAUGGUUGAUCGGGGCGGACAGUCCACCAUCUCAGUCCGUUCUGACAGCUUUCAACCAAGAUGUUUUGAUCAACCAGAUCCAGCAGCAGGAGAUUGUUGAGCGCAAGGUGCAGUUUCAUGCCAGCAAGAAGACUAUUUCUCACGCUUCGACGUCCUCUACUCAGGCUGCCAGCAGUUCCGAGAAGACAGAUCCUUGGUUGGUCAAGUCAGCUGAUCCUUGGGCCAAAUUCCUUCCCACAGUGAUUCCUGGUUCAUCCAGUGGCCAGAAACAUAUUGAUGAGGUUGCAGCCAAGUUGAAAGAAGACAUCACGGCUUCGGUUGGACAGAACUUGCAAGCUCAGGUUGCUUCCAUGGCUCCGUCCACAGGGAGUACUCAGGCUCUCGAUGAUCUUCGCUCCCAGACUGAUCAACGAUUCAAGCAGGUUGAAUGCUCACUCAACGAACUACGGGCCCAGAAUGUCAACUUCCAGUCUUGGUGUACGGAGGCCUCCAAACGGAUGGAAUCUGCUGAGCAGGGCACCCAACAAUUGCAGUCCAAUCUGUUGCAAGUACAGCAGGAAGUACGACAUACUGCUGAUGCUCUGCAGCACUCAGUUCAGCAAUCGUCGAGUGCUUUGCGUGGCGAAUUCGUCAGCGAGCUGGAGAGCAAAUUGUCCAGUCAAUUUGAGAAGUUUGAAGCGCUCUUGUGCAAGAAAUUCCGGACCGAGUUGCUCAAUCCCCGCUUCAUCAGCUUCACCCGUGUUGGAGAGGCUGCCAAUCCUGGACCAGCAUCACAAUCUCUGGCCAUGGCGGAGGGUCGCAUUGUGCGGCCAUUGUUUGGGGCCCCGGCGGCCCUGAGAGCCGGUUCUUCAUGGGCCGGGACUUGGACAGGAGUUGCAACCAUUAGUGACUUCGUGUCUCGACCUUUGACCUUGUCCUGGCAGUCGCAUGAAUAUGAAUCAGGACGCUUGUUGGCCACACAACACUUCGUGCAGGGAGUUUGUUUGACGAAGGCGGUGGUCUACGGGUACCCUUCUUCGCCUACUUGGCCUCGUUCUCGUGCUUUGACCACUGAGUUGCUGGGAGUGGUAACUCACGACAUUGUUUUGGGAGCACGGGGUCCCCGUAUCAUUGCGGGCGACUUCAACGCCAGUUCCACAGAGUUGAGUGUCUUUGACACUUGGAGACGGCUUGGGUGGCAAUCAGCCCAAACUUGGGCCUUGGAUCACUGGCAUCAACCCGUCCGUAUGACCUAUAAGGGCCAGACAGAGCCCGAUCAGGGUGAAGUCCGUAUGAGAAAUUCUUUGCUGGGCACCUCGGUUGUGUCUUGGUUCCGCCAACUUCGACGAUUACAAUCUUAUGUGCACGCCAUACGGGCUGCCAAAUCCUCUUCCUCGGCUGUGGUGUAUCGGCUUGAGCUUUGGUCUGCGAUCUUAGCUGCUCGGGGCUUUGAUCACAGCUUUUCGUGGUGGUGGCAACACUUUGGUUGGGAGGCUGAUCCUUGUGCACCGGCUUUUUUGCCCUCGCAGCCCCCUGAUGUAGCGACGGCGGAGGCCAUUUUUGCGGCCUUUCGCUGUCGUUAUGAGCAGUUUGAAGCUUGGCAUCUGAACCAGAGGAACUCAAUGCUCAAACAAAAACAUGAUCGAACCCUGGGGGCGUUGUAUCAGGACUUGAGAAAACCUGCUCCAGAACAGUUGGAUGGCCUAUGUCAAGAACAGGUGUUUUCUGUGAUUGGCUUUGACAAUGCCACCCACCAGAUUCAAUUGGACGAGAUUCCAUCGUUGUCCGGCACGUCUACAUGGUAUCUGGAUGGAGAACCGGUCUCCCUCCUGCAUGAACAGGAUGAUCUUUGUACCUUGGUUCCUUGGCCUUUGGUGUCGAUUGACUCCACUUUGCUGCAACGACAAUUCUUUACCACCGCCGAGGAGGUUCAUUCGCAACUUUUGAGUUUUUGGCAGAAGAGAUGGUUGGCCGCUUCCCCCUUGCCUUCUGAGCUCUGGGACCGAGUGGUGGCCUUUUUUCGUGCCUUCAUCCCGCAGGUUAGCUUUGACCUUCCGGACCUUUCUGUCCGCCUCUGGCGUGCGGCGCUACGCCGAUACAAACCUCGAUGUGCGAGGGGGGUCGAUGGCUUCUCCCCGGCUGAGCUCCUUUGCAUGCCAGAUUCGUGGACAGCACAGCUUUUGACCUUGUUGCAUGCCAUCGAACGAGGUCAUUUGGCCUGGCCAGCGGCCAUAUUAUAUGGCACGGUGUUCAGUCUGGCAAAAUCGGCAGCAGCCCGUCUUCCUGGAGAUUACCGCCCUGUGGUGAUUUUCAGUGUCAUUUACCGUACCUGGGCCGGGAUCAAGGCUCGGGCUUUGAUACAACAGCUGGAACCUUUUGUCAGUGCUGAAGCUUACGGCUUUCUUCCCCAUAGAGAAGCAGCACAGUAUUGGAUGGGCGUCCAAGGACAUGUGGAACUUUGUCUUUUGUUGGAUCGUGACCUUUUUGGUUUCAGUUCUGACCUCUGCAAGGCAUUUGAACACAUCCCACGUCCUCAGACUUGGGCUCUAGCUGCACAUUUGCAGGUUCCAGCUUCGGUCACACUCCCAUGGAAAUCCUUUCUGGAUAAUUGUCAAAGAGCAUUUGACUACCAUGGGGUUUUGAGCGAAGCAAGCGGAUCUUCGGUUGGAGUGCCUGAGGGCGAUGCCCUCUCCGUUUUCGCUAUGGUCCAACUUGAUUUCAGCUAUCAUGUCUACAUGGCCAAAUUUAGCCCGCGUGCAAUUGCCAGCACGUACGUGGACAAUAUUGGAGUUCGGAGCAAUUCGGUGGCGGCACUUAUUGCUGGCUUCGUGACCACAAGUUCCUUUUAUCAGCUAUGGAAUCUGGAGCUCGACCCUCGGAAGACAUUCGUGUGGGCCACCAAACCUGCCCUGCGAAACCAAUUGAGGUUGAUGCCAUGUCCUUGUCGUGAGACUGCAGCUGAAUUGGGAGGCUCCAUGUCAUUCACCGCUCGAUCUCGAAAUCAGCAUCAAGCCGAUCGUUUGCAUUCUUUGGCUGACAAGUGGCAGCGUCUUCGAUUGUCGGCGGCUCCGCUAUGCUUGAAACUGCGUAGUCUUGGCCCUUGCUUUUGGUCGCAGGCACUCCAUGGUGCACCUUCCUCGAGAUUUAGUGCUUCUUGGAUUGCCGAGUUGCGUACUCAGGCCAUGCGUGCUUUGCGAUUAUCCAAGACUGGGAGUAAUCCCAUGCUGCGAUUGACAUUGAGUGGUCCGUGGGAUGCAGACCCCGGGUUCUUUCAGCUCAAAACCACGGUUCUUACUUUUCGCAGGGUCUGUCUUAAAAUGGAGCACUUUUGCAAUGAUUGGUCCACCUUUAUGUGUUGUUAUACUGGGAUUCUUGGACAGGGUCCGUAUUCCAAGAUUCUGGAACAGCUUCAUUUGGUUGGAUGGCGAUUGUAUCUCCCCCAUGUUUGGGAUCACGACGAUCUUUGCCAUGAUUUGCUUCAAUGGGACGACGCUUCUUUGGUCGCUGGACUACAUGAGGCUUGGCUGCAGCAUGUGGCUUUUGAGGCCUGUCGACGACCUUCCAUGACUGGCUUGCAGGGACUUGACUCCGCUUUGCUGGCUGAUUUACAUAAAGGAGUUUCGGCUCUUCAUCAUUCCUUGCAGUGUUCCUUACAUUCUGGCACCUUUGUUGAUGCUGCUCAUCAUGCCAAGUUUGACUUGGCCAAGACAGCUUGGUGCUCUCAGUGCGACUGUAAGGAUGAUCAAGCACACUGGUGGAGAUGUCCGAGAUUUUCUGAAUUUCGACGGAGGUCCCAGCUCACUCCGGAGAUUUUGGAAGCGGCUCCUGGUCAUGUUUCUUGGCAUCUUUUGCCUAGCCGUAAUCCCACAAGGCGGUGGUUUCGGGAGUAUUUUCAUAUGCGACCAAAUGAACUUGCUUUUGUGGGGACAGCGAUCCAGCCUUUGGAGCAUGUUUUCACAGAUGGUAGUUCCAAGAAGUUGGAUUGUGGCCUUUCCUAUGCAUCUUGGGCCGCAAUUUCGGCCUCGAGUGGUCAGUUGAUUUCUGCUGCUCAUUUGGCCGGAGUGGAUCAAACGGCGGCGCGGGCAGAGGUUUCCGCGGUUUUUGCGGCUGUUGAAUGGGGAGCUUGGCAACACAUACAACUGCAUUUGUGGGUGGAUUCACUUUUUGUUGUGGACAACCUGCAUUAUUUGCUGCGUACUGGCCAUGUCCCCUUGCACUGGAAACACCGCGACCUGUGGGGCCGCAUUCACACAGCUUUGGAACAGUCCGAAUAUCCCCCGUUGGUGACUUGGAUUCCUUCUCACAUUGAUCCGGAGGCAUGUGAGGAUCCUUGGCAGGAUUGGGUGGCCGCUUGGAAUUCUAAGGUGGACCUCUGUGCAGGUGAGAUGAAUGAACGAAGAUCUGCAGAGUUUUGGGAGCAGGUGACUCAGGCCGAGGAGUAUCACCGGACUACUUUGACUUUGCUCACUCAGGGGCUCUUAGCUGCAUCCUGUGGCUUGUGGGCGCAUGUCCUCAGGAGCUUGGGACCAGAGCCCAAUACUCUGCUGGUCAACGCGGCACUCAACGCCCUCCGGCGCGCCAGCCGCAGCGACGGCGCCGCGCCGCGCGACGCGGCUCACCACGCGGCACGCUGGGAGCAAUGCGUGACGUUGGUUGCGACAGCCUUGGCACAACGGCUUCAAGCAGACGAGGUCACGUGGAGCGCCACGGCCGCCAGCGGAUGCCCCUGGGAGUUCUGUAUUGCUGAGCUUGGCUUCGGUCCCCGCGUGGCCGGCCCUUGCGCUGACCAGAUGGCCAAGGAGCGCCGUCGUUCGACCGUGCCACCGACCUCGACCGAGGCGAAGGCCUGGGGUGCAGCGCUUCAGUUGGACGUCCAGUUGCGAGUUCAAGGCGACACGAGACGAGCUCCGAACCAUCGUUUCUCAGUGGUGGUCCUCACCUCGGUUGCUACAGCGCUGAAUGCGGUUGAAUGCUGGCGCUUGGCGUUGGAGAUGCUGGAGCCGAAGGUCUUCCGGUCGGGGCUGGAGAUGCUUGGGGAGCCGAGGAUGGACAGAAGCCUUUGA
This is a messenger RNA of Durusdinium trenchii, 7857 nucleotides long. Lineage: Eukaryota; Dinophyceae; Suessiales; Symbiodiniaceae. The record is from the annotation of a GenBank genome assembly.